Molecule: messenger RNA, 654 nt
Organism: Effrenium voratum
Lineage: Eukaryota; Dinophyceae; Suessiales; Symbiodiniaceae
Source: the annotation of a GenBank genome assembly
AUGAAGCGAAAGCUGGAGAACUCGCCUGGCUCGUCUGUGGAAGCUCACCUGGCGGCGUGCAGCCCCUUUGAGCCCUUAUACGAGCCCGAGGAGAAGAUCCGGGUGCUGGUGGUGGAGAACUUCCCGGCCCUGGGCAAGGCGGCGGCCUGGCGCUUCGUAGAGUGGGCCCAGCAGAGCCCCGAGGGCGUGUGCUCCCUGCCCACCGGCAAGACCCCAGAGUACUUCAUCAAGUGGGUGCAGCGGAUCUUGCGGGACUGGGAGUCCGCGCCCAUCCAGGAAGAGGCCCGGAAGAUGGGGAUGAAGCCGGAAAAGCCCAAGCUGGACAAGCUGAGGUUCGUGCAGAUCGACGAGUUUUAUCCCAUCUCGCCACAGCAGCACAACAGCUUCCACUACUACGUGAAUGAGUACUACAUCAAAGGCUUCGGCCUGGACCCGGCCCGGGCCUUGCUGAUGGACUGCUCCAAGAUCGGCCUGGAAGCGGCCGCGGGCAAAGGCUUCGGGCCCACCGGGGAGCCGCAGGACGACCACUUGAAGGUGGAGCAUAUGGAGGACGUUUGGCCGGACGGCCACGUGGACCUCUCCCUGCGCACCAGGGACCCCAGCAGUCGCCUGGAACGCCUUCAGCAGCGAGUGCUGCGGCAGGCGACUCCCUGA